Molecule: messenger RNA, 7363 nt
Organism: Serinus canaria (Common canary)
Lineage: Eukaryota; Metazoa; Chordata; Aves; Passeriformes; Fringillidae
Gene: TBL1XR1
Product: TBL1X/Y related 1
Exons: 17
Coding region: 553-2094 (513 amino acids)
Biological process (GO): regulation of transcription by RNA polymerase II
Cellular component (GO): histone deacetylase complex
Molecular function (GO): protein binding; transcription corepressor activity
Source: RefSeq, a predicted model, not a curated record
CUCCCCUCCCCCGGCCCCUGGCUCGGAUAUAAUUGAAUAUCACAGCGCUACGCGCUGGGUAUUUUUUUUCCUUCCUCCUCCUGUGUGUGUGGUGGUUUUGUUGGUUUUUUUUUUUUCCCCUGGUGUUUUUUUCCUCCUCCUCCUCUCGGUGUGGACACCUUAAAAAUACAUAUAUAUAUAUAUAUAUAUAUAUGUGUAUAUACAUAUAUAUAUAAUCGAUAACUAUACGCGUGUACACACACACACUCACACAGGCAGGGAUGUGCGCGUGUAUACACGCGGCGGUAUAAAACACACGGGAGGAGGAGAGACAAUCCAGGGUGAAUUCCUCGUGUCUCCAUUCCCUGGGAAAGGGGGGAGCAGCCGCUCGCAAGCAUCACCCUUCUGUGGCAAGAGGCACCCGAAAGGAAAACUUCUGCAUAUCAAUGCACUGCCAAUGGUGGUGUAAUACCAAGGGCUGUACUGCUGCCACAUCACAAUUUUGUGGGGUUUCAGAGAGUAGUUCUGGGUUGUGUCCUUUGUUGUGACCUCAUGGUUUAACUGGGAAUAAAGAUGAGUAUAAGCAGUGAUGAGGUUAACUUCCUGGUAUAUAGAUACUUGCAAGAGUCAGGGUUUUCCCAUUCAGCAUUUACCUUUGGUAUAGAGAGCCAUAUCAGCCAGUCUAAUAUAAAUGGUGCUCUGGUGCCACCAGCUGCUUUGAUUUCCAUCAUCCAGAAAGGUCUGCAGUAUGUAGAGGCAGAAGUCAGUAUUAAUGAGGAUGGUACCUUGUUUGAUGGUAGGCCGAUAGAGUCUCUCUCACUGAUAGAUGCAGUGAUGCCUGAUGUGGUACAGACAAGACAACAGGCCUACAGAGACAAACUUGCACAACAGCAGGCAGCAGCUGCUGCAGCUGCAGCCGCCACCAACCAACAGGGAUCAGCGAAAAAUGGAGAAAAUACUGCAAAUGGAGAGGAGAAUGGAGCACACACUAUAGCAAAUAAUCACACGGAUAUGAUGGAAGUAGAUGGAGAUGUGGAAAUCCCUCCCAACAAGGCAGUGGUGCUGCGUGGCCACGAGUCUGAAGUGUUCAUCUGUGCCUGGAAUCCCGUUAGUGACCUUCUGGCCUCAGGGUCUGGCGAUUCGACGGCGCGGAUCUGGAACCUGAGCGAGAACAGCACGAGCGGCUCCACGCAGCUGGUGCUGAGGCACUGCAUCCGGGAAGGGGGGCAGGAUGUGCCCAGCAACAAGGACGUCACCUCGCUGGACUGGAACAGUGAAGGUACACUUCUAGCAACUGGGUCUUAUGAUGGCUUUGCAAGGAUAUGGACUAAAGAUGGUAAUCUUGCCAGCACCUUAGGGCAACAUAAAGGUCCUAUAUUUGCGUUAAAAUGGAACAAGAAAGGAAACUUCAUUUUAAGUGCAGGAGUGGACAAGACCACAAUUAUUUGGGAUGCCCACACUGGUGAAGCCAAGCAGCAGUUUCCUUUUCAUUCUGCACCAGCAUUAGAUGUUGAUUGGCAGAGUAACAACACAUUUGCCUCUUGCAGUACAGACAUGUGUAUUCACGUUUGUAAACUAGGACAAGAUAGGCCCAUCAAAACCUUCCAGGGUCACACAAAUGAAGUAAAUGCAAUCAAAUGGGAUCCAACUGGUAAUCUGCUGGCAUCCUGCUCUGAUGACAUGACUCUAAAGAUCUGGAGUAUGAAACAAGACAGUUGUGUCCAUGAUUUACAAGCACACAACAAAGAAAUUUAUACUAUCAAAUGGAGUCCUACAGGACCAGGAACAAAUAAUCCAAAUGCCAAUCUUAUGUUAGCAAGUGCAUCCUUUGAUUCUACUGUUAGGUUAUGGGAUGUAGACAGAGGUAUUUGUAUUCAUACUCUGACAAAACAUCAAGAACCUGUGUACAGUGUAGCUUUCAGUCCUGAUGGCAGGUACCUGGCCAGUGGCUCCUUUGAUAAAUGUGUACACAUCUGGAAUACACAGACAGGUGCCCUAGUUCACAGUUAUCGGGGAACAGGAGGGAUUUUUGAGGUUUGCUGGAAUGCAGCAGGAGACAAAGUUGGAGCAAGUGCUUCAGAUGGUUCAGUUUGUGUACUAGACCUCCGGAAAUAGCGCUCUUAGUUGGAAGCCAUGGACCGACUAUGAAUGUGUACAUAGCCAAAAUGACUGUCCCUGACCCAUGUACUGCUACAGUCCCAAUCGAACCAUGGCCAGUCCACUACAGCCAAAUGUAAAAGAAAUAUAUACAUAGACUGUAUAUAACAAAAAAAAAAGGAGAAAAAAAAAAAAAAAAGAGGAGAAAGAAAAAAAAAUAAUUACACCCUGAAGAGGAUGACAGAGUUUUGUCACAGCUUGUGAAUCCUGUUCACCAAGUGCUGGAAUCUGCUGUGCCCCAAAAUAACAUUUAAAGGUUUUUGGAUAUGAAAAACAGAAGAGAGCGAGAGAGAGAGAGAAAUAUACCAUAUACAAGAGCAGACCCAUAUACAUACCAAAAUCAGAAGAUACUAAUGGCAGCCUUCAUUACCCCUUCCCCCAUGAGAUCCAUUCUCACGUGGAUUUGUGGGGUAUUUUUGUUUUCCUUCUCAGUAGUUGAGCAGUUUGUGUGUACAGAGAAAAUGGACUUACAGAAAUCUGCAGCAGUAGUUUUUUUUUCCUUUGCUUUUCAACAUUGGAUUUUCUGUUUUGUUUUGGUUAAGUUUACGGAUGCAUGAAGUAAGGGAGCGAUUUAGUUUCUUGUUUAUAUUUUUUCACCUUGGGGAAAAAAAAAAAAAAAAGGCGUUUCUUUGAAACAUGUUUUGAUGAAUUCUUUGAAGAGGUAGUUUGAACCUGAUAAUGUUUGGUACAUUUUGUGGCUCCCAGAGCACAAUUUUGUGAACAGAGGGAGGGUGGAAAUGGGAUUAGGGAGAGAGAAGAAAAAAAAAAUCCUUCUUUGCAGCGUGGUAUUCCACGUCCUUCUCAUCUACAAAGCAGGAUGGAAAUGGAUAUAAUGCUAUGUUUGAUUUUCUGGUGACGUGGCUGAAAUGCAGUAAUUUCUUAUUUGGGACAUAAUUCUGCCAAACGUAAGAACAGAAGGGCACAAAAACACAGGAAAAAGAAAACAAACAGGGAUGCAAAAAAAAAAAAAAAAAAAAAAAAAGAGGAAAAAAAUAAAGAGGAAAAAUGCAUCUUCUGUUGCUUUAAGACCAUAGCUAAAAUAUGGUUAAAUUGUGCACUAUUGUGAAAAGGAGCAAAGUAUAGCUGGGGGAUUUGUUUAGGAGGUUAAGAUCUUUCUGGACAAGGGUUCAUGCCACAGCUUCUUUGAGAGUUGCCCAUCAUUAUUUGUAGGAGCUUAGAUGUAUAAUUGUAACCAAUCUCCAGUAUUAAAAGUAUUUCAUGUAAUUUUUCUUUAUUAAAAUAAAAUCUUUGGCAUAUAUUUGAUAACACUGCCAUUAAGAGGCAAAAUGUUUACUACCUUAGAUUUAAAAAAAAGAUCUUAAACAGAGGACUUGCUUCAAGUUUAUUUUAAUAGCAGUGAUUCAGCUUAUUUAAAAGAUGAAUACUUGCACUAAUUCCCCUGCUGCUCCAGUCCUGCAGUUUAUUGUAUCUUGUGACUACAUUUUUUUCAAAAUAUAGGGUAGAUGUAAGCUGCUAUUUUUUUAAUAAUCACUACUAUAUAGUGUCUUUUACUCUGUUUACAAUAUCAAGUAUUUUUCUUACAAUGACAGAUGUAUAUGGCAAACCUUUUUCUGCUCAUGUGAUUAAAAGUAUACUAAUAGUGAUUUUAUUUGUAAAUGAUAGCAUGAGGUUGUGUUUAUGCGUAUGUGUAGUCGAAAAGGUUGCAUCAUGUCUUGCAUAAGAUUCCAAGAGUGUAAAUUUAUAAAAAGAGAGGUUGUCAAAUUUAUAUCACAGACAUUUUACUUAAGGAAUGGUUUAUAUUACAGAGCUUUGCAAAGUUAUCGGUUUUAUAACACUAUUUCAAUCACAAUUAAUUUUGUGACUUAUGAUUGUUAGUCUCUAACCUAUUUUUUUAUUCAUUUGGGGCUCUUUUUCCCCCGUCCAAGUUAAGCAUAAAUUCAUUUAAUUGAGAUAAUGCAGCUUUGACAUUUUAACCAUUGUUCUUUAGGCAUCGAUUUCUGCUAUUUCCAUGAAAUAAACAUGACUUGAAGCAAGUCUGAGUUUGGCUAAGGUAGGGUAGCAAUUUGCCAGUGGUUAAGACAAGUCAACAAUAACACAUGGUUUAUAUACACCCCAGGAAUAUACUGCUAUCAUACACAGCAUUUAAAACCAACACCAAGUCAUAUCCAUAAAGACAGUUAUCUGUGGUGGUUCUGUGCCAGCUAUUUUUAGGGUUUUGGAACAUAUUGCAAAUGUUUUGAGCAAUUACCCUGUGAGUUACAAUAUGUAGGAAACCUAAUAUAUUGAGUGUCUGGCACUUGAAAUAUUGCUUUUAUUGCUGGAGGUCCAUGACUGUGGCUGACCUCUGUCAUUUAAUGAAAAAAAAAUAAAAAUAAAAAAAAAAUUCUGUGCAAUAAUUUUAAACUGUGCUCCCAGGAAUAGACACAAAUGUUUUGAGUAUGUUUAAGCUGCAUUUUUCGUUAGCAAUGCAUUUGUCAAUUGCACUGAAUUUAAAAUCUGAAAGUCAGAAGUGAUUCUUGAUAGUACUUUUGUAUUUUAAUAUGGACAGUUUAUUCAUUUUCAUAAAAGUUAUUGGAUGAUUCUUUCAGCCAAUCUAAACCGAAUUGUGGUGGAAUUCUGUGACAUAGCUGCAAAAUCACACAGCCAUGUUUUAGGGUAUUGCCAUUGUCCUCUUUCUCAAUCAUCAGCUGUUUUGGUUGCAAUUCUAGUUGCUUCAGCAUAGCAUCACACACUCAGAAAUAGAGAACACCAGGGCUCCAGCGUGUCCGGGCCGGGGCUGUCAGGAACGUCGGCUCCGUUGGCUCGAGCGCUGCGCGGGCAGUGCCCGCUGCCGUGGGGCCAGGCCAGCGCCCCCGAGCCGAGGUGUCCCACUGCCACGGGGCCAGGCCAGUGUCCCCAGGCCAGUCAGGGUCCCCAGGCAGUGUCCCCAAGCCCAGCUCUGGCGUAGCUGUCCAGCUGUCCUGCCUCGCAUGCCACAGUGCUGCUCCUGCUCCCGCACGCCCGGAGCCGCCGCACGCCGCGUUCUGCCACCCCGUCAACCAAACACCAGGCAAAACCACCGCAGAACCGUGACGUUAAUUGCAGGUUUUUAUAGCACCAAGGUCUCGUGUUCCAGGGUGGGGUAGACUGUCCAAAUUGCUCCUUUCAAAGGGGAAGCCAGAUGGCAGCAAGGCCCUGACUUUGUGUAGCGUGUACGUGCGUGCUCAGUCUUACGGAUGGAGUCGUUCCUAUUUUUAUCAGCUCAACAAGAAAACAGGCAAAUAUCCGAACAGAGGAUAAAAGGAAGGGGAAAAGCUGGGCUCAGAAGUAAUGGUGGGGUAAGAAAUUAACUGCUCUUGAGUUCGCUGUCUUUCUGUGCAUCCAUCUCAGAAUCCCGUUUGUCAUUUUUGCAUGACCAGAUCCAGGUUUCUGUAGAGUUCGUCUUUUUCUAUUUUUACUUCACCUUUUUCUGCAUUUUUAAAUUGAUGUAAAGAUUCCCAACCAGUGGACUUUUUAGUGUAGUUAAGAGAAUAUCUAGGUCUUCAUAAAAGCUUUUUUAGACUCUUUGUAAUGUUGAUAAACUGAGUUUAUUCUGGGACUACCAUUGUGCAGGGUUAUUUAGCAUGUCUACUAGAUGAUUGGAAAUCUUAUAUGAAACACUAAAAGUGCCUCUUUUUCUGGGUUGGGUGGAGGGGAGGUAGUAGUUACCAGAGUCAGAACGACAUGGCAUUUCGAAGCAUGUUUCUUGAUUUCGUGACACUUUAAUGCAUCUUGAGAGAAAGGCCAAAGAUUUCUACCAAUUUUAAUUGAUUUUCAUUUUUAAAAGCACUCCUUUUUCCUUGCACUGCUUACCUCAUGCUGGGGCGUCUGAUAGGGAAUGUCCUUUGUGUUUAGGGAGAGCAGUGGGCGGCACAGGGCGGCCGUGCCGGUUUGCCAGCAGAGCGACCUCAGCAGCUGACACCUUUAAUUCAUUAAAGGAGCUUCAUUGCCCCUGCAAACUGGGGGGUUCAGCCCGUAAACACAAGGUUGGCUGUUCAGCAGAGAGGGGAGCCUUGGGAUCUGCUUUUUCCAGUCUUAACUUCACCAGGAAUCCCCCUCUCUGUCACUUGCCGGGGCUGUGCCGAGCCCCAGCGUGGAUAAAAUCAGCCUCAUCCCCCUCGAGCCGAGGGUCCCCAGUGUCCGUGGGGCUUUGCCAGAGCAGGACCUGCUGGGUUUAGCCCAGUUCCUUUUUGGCUGACGAACAGGAUAGCUCCUCCCUUCCCAAAGCCCUGUAGAGCCAUUCCCCGGUGGGAUCACUUCCACCCUCUCCAGACGCCUGAAGAAAGCAGAAGCAACAUUGUGGCAUGUUAGCAGCAAAUGCGGCUUCGGGAGACAGCAGUAAAUCUCCAUCGAGAUCCCUGACAUUUUCCGUAGGGAGAGAGACAUGGAGCAGUCCUCACUUCUCCCUCUAGAGAAAGCUCUGAAAUACCACGAGCUGUGAAAGUGUGACUGUCUUCACUGUCAGUCUGGUGGGAGGCAGACGAACCAGGAAAAUCUGCCGUUUCGAGUGGAUUGCAGAUUUAGUGUUAAUAGUGCUUCAGAUCAGUAGUUUUGAGUACAUUAUUUGCUUUCUCUGCCUUUAAGUUUGAAGCUUGACAAUAACUUGAGGCAUGUUUUUGUUUUGUUUUGUUUUUUUUUAUUUUUAAAUAAUCAUUCGUUUUUACUUCAUAAUGUUUUUUGACAUUUGUGGGUAAAUACAAGAAAACAGUCUGCAUGUUGUUGCUAGUCCAGUGUACUUUGCAAUCUUGUCCUCAACAGACUGCAGUGUGCAGAACAGUAAUUCUAGAAUACAGAAGUAAUUUUCUCUCUCUCCUGACAUUGACAUUGUAGUUGUAAUGGUUUCAUUUGGAGUUACAAAUCCUUUGGGUCUAAUUCUGUGAGCCUACCUAUAGCACUGGAUUAAAAUGUCUGCAUCAUUUCUUCAGUUAUCCAGUUAAACUACAACUGUUGUAAAAGUGUAAACCAGCCCAUGACAGUUUUUUGUACUUGUUUAAAGGACUUUUAUUGUUCAGUUUUCAUGAUUAUUGUCUAAAGAAGACUGAUAUAGAUGUUCUAUACUGUCCUGGACCAUGUUAAUUACACUUUAUGAUGUAUUUUGGUUCUACAUCACAAUGAUUUGUCCCCAAGGCCUUUAUAUCCCCUCUAGGCACAUUUUCUGUUGCAGUUUCCCUUUGCAUUGUAUUGCUUUGACAACUGUAAUUUGAAUCAGAUCUGAAAGAGGUCCAGAAUAAAAUAUAUUUUGAUAUUA